Molecule: messenger RNA, 396 nt
Organism: Cervus elaphus (red deer)
Lineage: Eukaryota; Metazoa; Chordata; Mammalia; Artiodactyla; Cervidae
Exons: 2
Coding region: 22-267 (81 amino acids)
Source: RefSeq, a predicted model, not a curated record
UCCAUCUUCUCCGUUGUUGCGAUGGGUCUGAAGGGGGCAUGGUGUUUCCCAUGGUGUGGGUGCCGGAGACAGCGAAGGACUGAUGGAGGAGCAGGCCUGGAUCCAGCUGCCCCUCCAGAUCCAGACAGCAGCCCAGCUGUAGCCCCCAUUGCCGCCGAGGGAGGGAUACCAUCCCUAGGGUCUGGUGCUUACUUCAGCAGGAAGGCCCGGCUCUCCUUCCGCCACCAGCUGCAUGAUGUAGCAUCAGCCAACGACUCCACCAUCUGAUGCGGGGAACCGGGGGCUACACCUCCAGGCCUUGGCAACCUUCCUUCCCCACCUUCUCAUCUGAGCCCAAGGCCCUUCCCCCAGGACCCUCAUGACCUUCUUAUUAAAUACAUGGAGAGUUGCUUCUGA